Amblyraja radiata (thorny skate) is the source of this 1311-nucleotide messenger RNA. RefSeq names its product complement C1q tumor necrosis factor-related protein 2. Gene Ontology annotation, molecular function: protein binding. Bases 290 to 1165 code for a protein of 291 amino acids. The transcript has 3 exons. The record is from RefSeq and is a predicted model, not a curated record. Lineage: Eukaryota; Metazoa; Chordata; Chondrichthyes; Rajiformes; Rajidae.
UGCACUGGAAAGAGGAAGAGAGAAGGGGAUAGAGCAAAAAGCUGUUUUCAGUUGGAAAGGCGUUUAGGAAGAAGCAAUAUGUCUCUGAACUAUGCUGAUAGUGUCCUGUUUUUGAAGGAUUAACUUAAGAAGAAACUAUUGUUAGAAACCAGUGACCACACGAUACAGAAAAGAACAAACUGCUUUCUUAACCAAAUGUCUGAAAUAGUUUCUGGUGCAUGCUAGCUGAGAGUUUCUAAUUUUAUACAUCGCUGCAGCUAAACUGAACACACAGCUACAAUCUGGUGUGAUGAUGCUCUGGCUGCUUCUACUUGCCUGCUUUACAUCCCAUGCUGCCAAUCAACUCCCGACAAACCAGAAGUCAUCCAUUACAUUUGAUCCUUCCCAGCUAAUUUGUAGUGCACCAGGACCUCCAGGGGCACCGGGGCCUCCAGGUUAUCCUGGAUCUGCAGGUCCUAUUGGAAGAAUGGGAUUGCCUGGAAAAGAUGGUGUGGAUGGGAAAGAUGGUCAGAAGGGAUACAAAGGAGAAGAAGGUGACAGAGGAAAUCAAGGAAGAAGCGGAAAGUCUGGCACGAAGGGGAUACGGGGAGCUAUUGGCAAACUAGGCCCCCGAGGACCAAGGGGCAAUAAAGGCGCUCUAGGUAGUGCGGGAAUACAUGGACCAAAAGGUACCGAUGGAAACAAUGGAGCACCUGGUUUGCCUGGAAUCUGCAAAUGUGGCAUUAACACAGCAAGAUCUGCCUUCUCCGUAGCCAUCACUUACAGCUUUCCCAAGGAACGCAUGCCUAUCAAAUUUGAUAAAGUUCUUUUAAACGAAGGAGGACACUACAAUGUUUCCAGUGGCAAAUUUAUAUGUGGUAUACCUGGCAUUUAUUAUUUUUCCUAUGAUAUCACCUUGGCAAAUAAGCAUCUUGCUAUUGGGCUGGUGCACAAUGGCCAAUAUCGUAUAAAGACGUUUGAUGCUAACACCGGCAACUAUGAUGUGGCUUCUGGUUCAACUAUCAUGUACCUAAAACGGAAGGAUGAAGUUUGGCUGCAGAUAUUCUAUUCUGACCAGAAUGGCUUAUUCUACGACGCUCACUGGGCAGAUAGUUUAUUCACCGGGUUUAUGAUUUAUGUUGAUCAGGACUAUCUUAAUGAAAUUGAAGAAGAACAAAUCUUCUAGAAAGCACGCACUUUGUUCCAUGAACAUUAGAUGUUGAAAGAUACUACAAUAGACUUAGUUCAACACCUUUCUAAAUAUCCUGUUCUGGAUUUUACUCUAAGUGAUAUGUUCAUAGUCUAAUAAAGUAACACCUCUAUUAAAAUGGA